AUGGAAGUUCGAAAGAGAUCGUCGAAGGAGCCGUUUAGGAGAAUGCAUUACCAGGUGCGACACAGGACGCAGAGGAUGAGCUCGUACGGAGCGGGUCUCUCCGACCCCAGCUCACCUGGGGAAGACAUGAACAGUUACUACGACGAAGCCAGGUACCUCAGCAAGGAACAAAUGAAGGCAUACAUAUACAAAAUGAAAAAAGAAAUUGAAGAUUAUAAGGUUAGAGAAAUGAACUACAAAAUUGAAAUAAAAUAUUUGAGGAGGAAAAUAGAGAGGUUAAAGGGGAUUAUACAGAAUGAUACUUUUUUUUUUAAUGACCAGAGAGGGAUAUCUGUACGAAGUAAGAACAGUGGGUUCUCCUUUCAGAGUGGCAUGAACAAAGUGAAUUCGGAAGAGAACUGUAAAUCCGGAAGGUACAGAAGUGGAAAUGUUUCCGAGGGGAAUAAUUACCACCACAGAGGAUUUACAAAAAGGUAUGAUAGUCACUACGGUCUCCAUGACCAUCACCAUCGCAAUAGCAGUUACAGACACAGACACUUCUAUGAGGACAACAUCUCUGAGGAUAAAAUUUCAAACGUGUCGAUGAGAAGUAUCAACGCCAGUAUACAAAACAAUAAGCGAAUGAAUGUGCGCAAUUUGACAGGGAGGUAUAGUGAUACGUGCAGAAGGAGUGAACAAAGUAGAAUGGUUCACGCGGGGAAAGUACAUGGAACUAAUAAUACGAGUGGAUGCGUGGAUAGAUCGAACAAACUGAAAAAAUAUUCGAGGGAGAAUAUCGUUCAUGCCGUUCCUAUUCCCAGGAAUGUAAUAAAUGACAAACCAAGUGAAAAUGGUUUAGUUAUGCCUAUGAGAGGAGGCUCCGAUUCCUUCCGCUCGAAUAGGAGCUACACCUCCUGUACAUCCAAGUUCAAGAUAAAAGGUCACCUCAUUUCUAAUAGGAGGAAUAUGCGUAACAUGUCUACUGAUAUAAACACUAGCAUUGCGAAUGACAUAAAAAGUUACCAUACCUCCAAGCAGAGCAUCCUCUCUGGCACCAAUCAACAACUGUUUGAUCGGAAUUCGUCCUCCCUUCAAAAACGAUCUGGUGCAGGGAAUGUCAUGGAAGCGAGAACAAUUUCGGGUGCCAAGCAGUUAAGUAUAGAAAAACUUAGCAAAUUAACUCCAAGAGAAGUGAGAAAAAAAAUCAACUGCGAUUUGUUCGAUUAUUUUCAUCAUCAGAGGAUACUAAGCAAAAAGUACACCUCACCUUAUGCGUUCAAACGGGAGAUAAGUGUGAGCAGGAUGGCUAGCUGCGACAAGGCCUCUGAGGGGAAGGGUUCUCCUGUGCAUGCAACGGAGGGGGAAAAUGGGGAUGACAAGAAUGAGGGUGACGAUGAACUCAGCGACACCGGGGACUCCAUUAAGCGGGCCAAACUGUACUUGGACAAGCAGAGGGAGAUGAGGAAACCACAGGUCACUUCGGCCAUGCCGCCUAGCAGUAUGCCUGCCGAUCCUACAACUGUGCCGACUGUCGUUGCGACGAGUGGGAAGAAGAAUGACCGUGUAUCCGCGAGAGGACGAGCCAAAGAAGUUACCACUGGAACCGUCCUAAUCAACAAGGAGGAAAAAAAAAACGAGACAAAUUCGAAGGCCAAGGGGAGCCACACAAAGUUACGAGUUAAAACCCACUUGAAAACAAAGGAAGCGAAACAGCGACAAGACGUUUUAGAAAGUACCAAGAAAAAAAUAGAUGCAGAUAUAAAAGAAAAUUUUAAAAAGGAAUUAGAGGAGUUAAAAAGGAGGAAAGACAUACUGGUAUCGAAGCGAAGUGAUUACUGUGAUCUGUCCUUCGGCAGUACCAGUAGCAGUGGUAGCGGGCUCAGUGAUAACAGGCGUGGUGGUAGGGAGGGCGCUGAAAGGAUGGGGAAUACAGGCAAAGGGGGAGCGCAGUUCAAAGCUGUGAAUAACCCUUUGAAGGAAUCGAACAUUCUAAACAUCUCCUUCAAUGAUCUGGAUAAGAGAAUAAAUAAUUUGAAAAAUUAUUUGAAGAAUACAAAUGGGUGA
Molecule: messenger RNA, 2043 nt
Organism: Plasmodium knowlesi strain H
Lineage: Eukaryota; Apicomplexa; Aconoidasida; Haemosporida; Plasmodiidae
Product: conserved Plasmodium protein, unknown function
Exons: 3
Coding region: 1-2043 (680 amino acids)
Source: RefSeq, a predicted model, not a curated record